Molecule: messenger RNA, 1470 nt
Organism: Achroia grisella
Lineage: Eukaryota; Metazoa; Arthropoda; Insecta; Lepidoptera; Pyralidae
Gene: nclb
Product: periodic tryptophan protein 1 homolog
Exons: 13
Biological process (GO): rRNA processing
Cellular component (GO): nucleus
Molecular function (GO): protein binding
Source: RefSeq, a predicted model, not a curated record
CCUUUUGAUCUGUGACAGUGAUACUCACAUGUUUUAGUGUUUUGAAUUUUAAUAUAAUAAUAAUAAAUAUGGAGGAAAAAACACCAACAAUUAGUUUGGUUUCAUGCAUGCAUUUCGUCAAACGAGGAGUGGCAAAAGAGAUUCCAGAAAAGAUUGAAUUAACAGAAAAAGAAUUAGAAAAGAUAAUUAAACAAACCGCUAACGAUUUACGCUUGACAGAAGAUGGUGAUGAUGUAAGCGAUGAAGAAGGUGAAGCCAGUGCUAGUGCAGCACCAGAUCCUCCAGCAGAUCCUGAGGACAAAUUCAACUUUGCAAACUAUGAUGAAGAGGACUUAAGCAAUCCUGUAGGAAUUGGAACAGUAGCAACUCUGCCAAACUUAGGAGAUCUUAGUGAGAAUGUUCAAAUCCGGACAGACGGCCCAGAUAGUGAUGAAGAGGAUGAAAUAAUCAAACCAAAUGACAAUCUGCUGCUCGUGGGACAUGUGGAAAGUGAUGCCAGUGUCUUAGAAGUUUAUAUAUUCAACCAUGAGGAAGGCUCAUUCUAUGUUCAUCAUGACAUUAUACUGCCAUGGUUUCCACUGUGCGUUGAGUGGCUGAGUCAUGAUCCCUCAGACCCCAAUCCAGGCAACCUGUGCGCACUGGGUGGUAUGGACCCAGUCAUACAAGUGUGGGACCUAGACAUAGAGAAUUGUCUCGAACCAGCAUUCAAAUAUAAUUCCAAUAAAAAGAAGUGAAACAAGAGAAUUGGACACAAAAUAGAUAUAAUAUCCAUCAGACAUGUAUUGGCGAGUGGUUCUGCAGACAGCACAGUUUUGUUAUGGGAUUUAGACCAAGGCACACCGCAUACAAAGUUUGACGAGUUUGAAGAUAAGGUACAGAGCGUAUCGUUCCACCCGCUCGAAGCGCAGACUCUGGCGACGGGCGCGGCGGACGGAAGUGCGCGAGUGUACGACUGCCGCUCGGGGAGAGCACGCACGUGGCGUCUGCCGCCACAAGUAGAACGCGUCACGUGGGAUAGACACAACCCCUUCUGUUUUGCUUUAAGUAACGAUAAAGGGAAAGUAGCUUAUGUGGACUGCAGACAAGACGAACCGUUGUGGACUAUAGAGGCGCAUGACAACGAAGUGACAGGUCUCAUAAUCAGCGAUCACGUCCCAGGUCUCCUAGUUACAGUUAGCACAGAUGGAAAAAUGAAAACUUGGGACAUCUUAAAUGGGGCGCCGACUCAGGUGAGCGAGCGGAGCGGCCGCGUGGGACAAGCGCUGUGCGCGGCGGCCUGCCCCGAGGCGCCUUUCUCGGUCGCGGUCGGCGGCGACAACAAGGAGUGCUACAUCGAACUAGUCGACCUCAGCAUCAGUGAACAAGUUACAGAACGGUUCGGCUCAAGGCAACAGGUUACGAUUACUACGGAAGCAAACGACGAAACUAUGGAUACAUAGAAUGUAUUUAAAAUAUAUGAAUAUAUUAUAU